Molecule: messenger RNA, 1741 nt
Organism: Anastrepha ludens (Mexican fruit fly)
Lineage: Eukaryota; Metazoa; Arthropoda; Insecta; Diptera; Tephritidae
Product: UPF0687 protein C20orf27 homolog
Exons: 2
Coding region: 570-1109 (179 amino acids)
Source: RefSeq, a predicted model, not a curated record
UGGAGCACUGCCAGUGGGGGUUUCUUUUUUCGUGGAGCAAUUUUAGUGGAUUUGUGAAAUUCAUUAUUGCAGGGGCGCAUUCGCGGUCCUUUUAAACAACAAUAAAAGUAAAAACAAAAAACAUACAAGAAUCUUGGUCGGUAAAAGCUGAAUAAAAAGGUGAAAGGCGGCAACUCAAAAAUUCUAUAAGAAAAAAAUAUUUUUGGCAUAAUUAUAGUCAAGAGACCAGGAAAUCUCCUGGGCAUUGCUGAAGUAAAAGUGCAACGACCUUGGAAACGUUUAAUGGAGACGCGUUGGUGCAAAAAUUGCGCGCAUGAUAUUACAUCGUUUGAGAAUCAUUCAAUUUAGGGAAAUCGCCUUUUUAUUAACGUUUUCGGCGUGCCGGUGUGUUAGCCAAACAAAGAAUUUAUCUCAUUCAUUGUCAUUUAAUUGGUUUAUCAGAAACGCGCAGUGGGCUUUGGAAUUACUGUAUACUGUGUAUGUAAAAAAAGUUUAUCGCAGUGUAAACAAAGCGAACAAAUAAAAAAGCAGAAAUUUUAGCAGGAGCGCAAUCUAAAGCGGCAAACAAAAUGUCGCAAGUCCAAGUGGAAGACCAUGAGGAUCAUCAUGUGCACUUUGAUACGACCAACCUAAAGGACGAUUUCGAAUCGGACAGCUGUGUCACCUAUCAACGUUCCGGCGAUACUAUAGUCAUCAGUUUGGGUUUCCUGCAAGUCAAGCACCGAUACCUAAUCGACCUUAAAUUACCUGUGGCAUUAUUCGAAAAUCUCGGCAAAACACCUGGCAGUCAAUUUGUGCCCGCCAUCACUACAGUUCCUAAUUUGCAUUGUCGCAUAACGGAAUUCUCUGGCUUCAAGCAUGAUGAACUCGAUUUCUAUGAAAUGAAAAUCGAAUUUUUCGCCUACAAAGAAAAGCUGCUACGCGAAGUGUUACACAUUGUCAACUCGAAUAAUUCGCAAGAGGUGCUCAAGUUAAUGUUGGCAGCGCGUGUGCUGGGCAAAGGCAAGGGUACGCCGAUGCUGCGCAACGGUAUACAUUGCAUAGGUGUGGAAAAGGAUGAUGAGGAGUCGGAAGCGUCAGAUUUUCCCGGUUUUGGCAAGGGCACCUAAAGAGAGAUAGAGGACAAAAAAAAAAAAAUAAAAAUAAAAAUAAAAUUAUUAAUAUUGUAUUAUAGAAAAUUUUAAAAUAAAUACAUUUGUGAAUGUAUGACAAAUAAUUUAAUGGAAAUGUAUCCAAUACUUUUGUGAAAAAACCUGUAAUGUAUGCAUGUACUUAUGUAGCGGGUGUUUUUGUAAGAGCAUGAGAACUUCAAAUGAUAACACAAAGGAGAAAAAUUGUUGAAAGGAUUUUUUUUCUGUUUUUUUUUUUUUUUUUUUGAUAUAAUUUGCUAGAAAAUUUCAUGGCAUUUAUUUUUUUAAGAAGAUAUCCCGCUUAUGUACACCGCGGCUACGGAGUACAAGGUCCGUGCGAUCAGUUAAAUUUUUAACUACUUUUCUCCAUAAAUCUAUUAUAAAUAAGCAGAAUCCGCGUAAGGGGACGUAAACGCUGGCCAUUUGGCUUCAAUUCUUGCACGAGCUGUAUUUUAAAGACAUAUGUAUAAGCCAAGAUCCGUAAGUAAAAUUUUCACCAUGGUCGCAGGACUAAGACCAACAAGUUGAGAACGACGACGAAUCGACAUUUCGGCGGGUCUUUCAACACUUCGCUCUAUGAACUGCGUGAACAGAUUUUUUAUUUUAUUUUA